AUGGACCGAUUCAGUGGGUUAUGCGAUGAAUUGCUUGUGAAGAUACUAUCGUCUCUUUCCACUAAAGUUGCAGUAUCAACUAGCGUUUUAUCUAAGAGAUGGGAGUUUCUUUGGAUGUGGCUGCCGAAACUCGAUUACAUGACCGAUUUCAGAGAUCCAAACCCUGCACUUGGAGGUUUCAUCAGCAAGAAUCUGCCUUUACACAGAGCUCAGGUCAUAGAAAGCUUGCGCCUCAAAUCUUGCUGUAUAUCAUUUCCUCCUGAGGAUGUUAAACUGUGGAUUGGGAUUGCAGUCUCUCGCUGUCUGCGUGAGCUAAGCAUCUUAUAUCUGUCUUUCAAUGUCGAGACUCAUUUAUCACUGCCUAGCAGCUUGUUUACCUGCAAGUCUCUGGCGACUUUGAGACUUAAAGGAAUGAUUCUUGUGGAUGUUCCAAGAACGGUUUCUCUCCCUUCUUUGAAAACUCUUCAUCUUGGAGAAGUGAAAUUCUCGAACGAAGCUUCUCUUAGGCUGCUUCUGUCUUAUUCCCCUGUGCUUGAAGAUUUGGUUAUUGAGAUAGAUGGGGAUGAUCAUGUGAAAUCGUUGGUUGUUAUCGUCCCGUCUUUGCAGAGGUUGACUCUGAAGAUAGGUCUUGGAAGUUCUUCAGAUGGGUAUGUGAUAGUUACACCUUCUUUGAAGUAUUUCAAAGUUGAGGAUGACAGAGAAAGUUAUUCUUAUUUGAUUGAGCGUAUGCCAAAGCUGGAAGAGGCGUAUAUUGAUGUUCUGCAAGAUCUUGAGAAGCUUUUGGAAGCAGUGACAUGUGUCAAACGCCUUUCGUUGCGCCGAUUACUCUACAGUAGAGACGAGACUGUGUAUCGUGCUGGUGUUGUUUUCAAUCAGCUUGAACAUCUGAAGCUUGGUCUAUGCAACGACUAUUGGUCAAUGUUACUAGUCCGGUUGCUCAAAGAUUCUCCUAAGCUGCGAGUCCUCAGUCUUUACGUCCAUGAUCCAUGUUUUGAAGGGUAUGAACGGAUUAGGUGGGACGAUAAGCAGAGCUCUGUUCCGAAAUGUUUGUUGAAGAGUCUUGAAACUUUUGAGUUUAAAGGGUACAUGGGAAGACCAGAGGAGAGAGAUUUCUUGGGGUUUCUCUUCAGAAACGCUCGUUGCUUGAAGUCUACGUCAAUCUUGCGGUGA
Microthlaspi erraticum is the source of this 1170-nucleotide messenger RNA. NCBI's taxonomy places the organism in Eukaryota, Viridiplantae, Streptophyta, Magnoliopsida, Brassicales, Brassicaceae. The record is from the annotation of a GenBank genome assembly.